AUGUCGGUUGUGAUCUCAACAUCACUCGGCAGUUUGUUAAUUAACCUCCGUUUCGUUGACUGCCCAAAAGCUUCCUUCAACUUUCUUGCCCUCUGUGCUUCAUCAUACUAUGAUGGUUGCAGGUUUCACCGUCUGGUUCCUGAGACCUUUGUUCUAACAGGGGACCCAACGGGAACUGGAAAAGGAGGUGAAUCUGUUUUUGUCCAUCACCAAGAUAUCAAGCAGCGGUACUUUGAGGAUGAGGGAAUGGGAAACGCAUUGCACGAUCGUCGUGGUGUCGUUUCCAUGGCGCAUAAGGGAAAUAAACCGGACACUAACGCAUCUCAGUUCUUUAUUUUAUUUAAACCAUGCCCGUCACUGGAUUCCAAGCACACGGCGUUUGGGGUCGUCGAUUUUGGCUGGAAUGACGGGGAGAGCGAGCGCACACUGAAGCGGGUUGAGGAACUCGAGGCGGAUGGAAGUUACAACGUGCUUGAUGUAGAGGCGAGGAUUCUUAGUACCACGGUUUUAUAUAACCCAUUUGCCGAGGGCCACAUCAAGCUAAAUGUAUGA
Messenger RNA from Trypanosoma brucei brucei TREU927, 552 nucleotides. RefSeq names its product cyclophilin type peptidyl-prolyl cis-trans isomerase, putative. Lineage: Eukaryota; Euglenozoa; Kinetoplastea; Trypanosomatida; Trypanosomatidae. Gene Ontology annotation, molecular function: peptidyl-prolyl cis-trans isomerase activity. Gene Ontology annotation, cellular component: catalytic step 2 spliceosome. The coding region runs from base 1 to 552 and encodes 183 amino acids. The transcript has a single exon. Gene Ontology annotation, biological process: protein peptidyl-prolyl isomerization. The record is from RefSeq and is a predicted model, not a curated record.